AUGAUAGGAAGGGACUGUCUGCAAACUUGGUUGAAGUCAUGGCACAUCGAUAGGGAAAAGGAGAAUCCGACAUGCCCUUUGUGUCGAGCGCAGUUGCCGUUGCUCUACAAAGACAUUGAGUCGAUGCCGUGGGACAAGCAAUUGGAAUUGCUGCCAAGGCAAGUGCAGUUAAUCGCCCGGGAGUGGGUGGCGUAUGCACGCAGCGAUGAGGCGCUGGACAGGGAAGUCGAUGCCUUCCUACUGGCGGCACGGGCGGAGCAAAUUGAUGGGUGUUACGGAGUUGAGUUGGGGCACAUGCUGGCAAAGCUGGAGACACGGCGGUUGGCCUUCGUCCAGUACCAGAAGACGCUGCAGGCGGUCCUUGAAGGUAUGCAGGCUGGCUAA
Molecule: messenger RNA, 384 nt
Organism: Bipolaris victoriae FI3
Lineage: Eukaryota; Fungi; Ascomycota; Dothideomycetes; Pleosporales; Pleosporaceae
Exons: 1
Coding region: 1-384 (127 amino acids)
Source: RefSeq, a predicted model, not a curated record